Messenger RNA from Thamnophis elegans (Western terrestrial garter snake), 6538 nucleotides. RefSeq names its product eukaryotic translation initiation factor 4E (gene EIF4E). Lineage: Eukaryota; Metazoa; Chordata; Lepidosauria; Squamata; Natricidae. The record is from RefSeq and is a predicted model, not a curated record. Gene Ontology annotation, biological process: translational initiation. Gene Ontology annotation, molecular function: translation initiation factor activity; RNA 7-methylguanosine cap binding. Gene Ontology annotation, cellular component: cytoplasm; eukaryotic translation initiation factor 4F complex. Bases 41 to 724 code for a protein of 227 amino acids. The transcript is spliced from 7 exons.
UAUCCGCCUUCCCUUUACCUCUCUCCUCCCCUCAGCGCUUAUGCGAUCAGAGCGAUCUAAGAUGGCGACGGUGGAACCGGAAACCAUUUCUAACCCUCAGACUUCAGAAGAGGAGAAAACUGAGAAAACUGAGACACCAGCAAGUCAGGAGAUUGCGAGUCCUGAAACAUACGUUAAGCAUCCAUUACAAAACAGGUGGGCACUCUGGUUCUUUAAAAAUGAUAAAAGUAAAACUUGGCAAGCAAAUCUUCGUCUGAUCUCAAAGUUUGAUACUGUUGAAGAUUUUUGGGCGUUAUAUAACCAUAUUCAGCUCUCUAGUAAUUUAAUGCCUGGUUGUGAUUACUCACUUUUUAAGGAUGGUAUUGAACCCAUGUGGGAAGAUGAGAAGAAUAAACGGGGAGGGAGAUGGCUAAUUACACUAAACAAGCAGCAGAGACGAAGUGAUCUUGAUCGCUUCUGGCUAGAGACACUGCUGUGCCUUAUUGGAGAAUCCUUUGAUGACUUCAGUGAUGAUGUAUGUGGAGCUGUUGUUAAUGUUAGAACCAAGGGUGAUAAAAUAGCAAUAUGGACUACUGAAUGUGAAAACAGAGAUGCUGUUACACAUAUAGGGAGAGUAUACAAGGAAAGGUUAGGACUUCCUCAAAAGAUAGUGAUUGGUUAUCAGUCCCAUGCUGACACAGCUACUAAAAGUGGUUCCACCACUAAAAAUAGGUUUGUUGUUUAAGAAGACACCUUCAGAGUAUUUCAUAGGAGACUGCGUCAAGCAAUCGAGAUUUGGGAGCUGAACCAAAGCCUCUAUAAAAGCAGAGUGGACUGCAUUUAAAUCUGAUUUCCAUCUAAAUGUUGCUAAAUUUGUGAAACUCAUUUGCUUUGUCUUGUACUUCUGUUUUCUUCCUCACCCCCUCCCCACCCAAUUUUUUGGCUGAUGGUAACCUUUUCCAAUCAAAGAAUUUCAGUGCAACAUUUGUCCCUCAAAUCCAUAUAUGUCUCCCUAACCCAUUCUCUGAUGCUUCUUAAGAAAAUAACUAUUAUAUUAAAAAAAAAUGUCCUGAAAACAGUGCCAUUUCUACAGGGGAAUAAACUACUACUUUUUCAUCUUUUCACUGUAUGCAAUAACAUGUUUUGCUGGUUUGAAAGAAAAGUAUGAUGCAUACAUUUUUCUAGCAAAUCUUUCUUUAUACAGCAUGAUCAUUGCUGUAAUUGAUGCUGAUGGCUGCUAGAUUUAAUUUAUUUGUUUCCCUUUUCUGAUAACAUUAGUGAUAUUCUGAUUUCAGUUCUUGCUCAUGUAACAUUGGUGAAGGAUCUGGGAAUAUGACAAAAGGUUUAAUAAACAUAAUUUUGUGCAUUCUAUGGUAAUUAUUUUGUAAUAUCAAAGCUUUGCUACAAAUUUCAUGCAUUUCAAGUCAAAUCAGUGAUAUGUUUGUGUGAUUUCCUGAACAUAAUUGUGGAUUUAAAAAAAAUGUUAACACCAGAAUUACAUUCCUUACUAGAAAUAGUAUUCCUGUUUUUGUAUCUUAUGCUGUAUUUUAACACUUUGUAUUCCUUAGGUUAAAUUUGCUUUGGUUUAAGUACAGCUCAAAUAGAAAAGCAGUCCCAUUCAUAUUAAGACAGUGUACAAAACUGUAAAUAAAAUGUGUACAGUGAAUUGUCUUUUAGACAAGUAGAUUUGUCCUUUUAUUUCAUUAUACUGAAGUGCUUUGUAAUACUUUUGACAAGAUAGUCUCUGUUGUGGCUUCUGUUGUAGUGUAUAUUCUAGAAAAGGAUAAGUCUUAAACUACAGUGAAUUCAAAUCCAGGAUUUAAAUUCUAUAGUAUUAUAUCCAUAUGCAAGUCUUUGCUGUGGUUAUAAUUAGAAUUAAUGUGCUCCAUGUAUUGUUUAGCUGCCAGGCUAGCAUCUCUAGAAGAACCAAAAUGAAUAUCUGAACGUGUGCCUGGAGCAGCAAAUGAAUAACAGCAACAAAACCCUCUAGGUCUUGCUAAGUUUGGGGGGAGGAGUAUAAAUUUGUCAAUUACACAUUUAUUUUGAGAAAUGUAGCAAAAUAUUAUUCUGGCACUUAAUGCAGUUUUUUGAGACAAUGGCAGAUUAAAACUUAUUUAAAGGAGAUAUUCCAAAAUUGUCAAUUUCAGUGUAAAGUGUAAUGGUCGGAUGAUGUCAUAUUUCCUAUAUGAGAGGGAGAUAUGAGGAAAUCUUGAAGAUAUUUAGCUGGCCUAUAGCUAAAUAUUUUGGUCUGAAUAUUAUCCAUCAAGGCAGUUUUGCUGUCUCCCUGACUUUAGCUAUAUUACCUUGGGAUAUUUGCCUUCUUUGCUAUAAAUGUCUUAGAAAUUUUGCCUAGUUAUCCUGAUUUUUGCCUUUUGGUUCUUGCAGUUUAUCUAGCACUAGCUCAAAUAGCAUUUUGUGUAAAAAACUGAUGCUGUAUCCUUGCAGUUAAUACUUCCCCUUAUAAUAAACAAAACAGCUCUUGUAUUAAAGCAAAUGUGGUUUGUACUAAUGUCUAAUUCUAUUUGAGAAAAGGAAAUGAUUGACCAGUGAGAACCCAGUUGCAUCUAUCAGGGUAGUAUCCAUGGUAUGAGAAACAUUGAUUGGUUCAUGGUAAUUUGAGGGCUGCAUAUAAAACUUUCUGAUUGCCCGAUAAGAAAAAUCAUGGCUGCAUAUUGUAGUCUCUUGAAAAUAUAAUCUGAUGAGUUUUGGAAUAAAUGGUUUAAAUAUUUGCAUUAAACAAGCCCUAACUGGAUAAAUAGAGGAUGAUGAAUGCGAUCUGGAAAAGGCUGAUUUGUCCCCUCAGCUCUUAUCCCUCAGCAAUCCUUUCCUGAUUUAAAUUGCUCACUUGAGGAUGUUUGCCUUAAGCAGUAAAAAUAGCAAGUGCAAGGAUUUUAAGAGGCAGAAAGUGUGGGCUAAGUUAAAAGCGAUCUAUUUAACAUCUUUUAACGCUCUGUCUAACAUAGUUUGCUGAAUUGGUAUUUGGUGGCUGUAACGAUGGGAUGCUGGGAGCUGACCUCUGAAUUUCCCAUUAUUUAUUGCAAUGCACCAUGAAAGGUGACUGAGUAAAUCUCCAGGUAGUGAAAACUUAUAAAAUCAGUUGCAAAGUGGCUGCGGAUUUUUGAUUCUUGUAUUUUGCUUUCGUCUGCCUUCUAUUUUAUUACAUCUAGUCAUUAGCGCCUUCAUCCCUAUUUUUAUCCAAAUAUUCUGAAUAUGUCUACCACCAAAAGAUGUCUACCAUCUUUUUGCUGAAGUGUUUUACUAUAUUUUAGUAUUUUCCAACAUUAAAAUAUUUGCUGUAUGGUAUAAAAGCCAGUUUGGUGUCAUGGUUAAGGCAUCAGGCUAGAAACAGACUUGAGUUCUACUCCUACCUUAAUCUCAAAGCCUGUUGGAUUAUCUUGGGCUAGUCACGUUCUCUUAGGAAAGGGACCUAGGAAGGAGAUGGUGACAAAACACUUAUAAAAGACUGGGAUUCAGACGAAAUUGAACAGAAAAAGAAAUCUGCGCCUUAUACCAUUUUUUAAAGUUAAUAGUUGGAUAAAAUACUACAUAUGCUUGAAUAAGGGCAUUUCUAACAUUGUAUGCUUUUAUUAAUGCAGCCUAGUCAAUUGCUUACUGUAUUGCUAUACUUGAGGCAUUCAAAAAUGCAGAGCUUUGUGAAUUUUAUUGGCUGAUUCAAAAUAAGUUAUUAUAGACCCAGUUUUUAUUGGAAGAAUCUUUGGUUUCAAAUUCCAUUUUCCUCCAGGUUUGGCAAACAUACAAGUAUACUUCUGAUUCACAGGAUGGAUGUGAUUAGGGAUACUGUGUUACAUGUAUAUCCUAAUUAACCCUUUGCUAUAUUGGAGAUGGGCAGUUUUCCAUUGAACAACUGGAGGGUCUCAGUGAUACAACCUCAUUUUUCACCUGAUUUUUUUUUAUUCCCCUAGGAGAAAAGGCCACUUUCACAUUUAAAAAUUCUCCAAGCAACAAGCUCUACUUUGAUGCGGUGACUUUGAGAUGUCUAAGCAAUUUUUUAAAAUGAAAAUAGUGUAUUGCUUACCAAAAUCUUCCUGCUCACAUUUUCAUCUUUAUUUUUUGCUGUGAAAGCAUUCAAAAAUGGUACUGCAAAAAAUUGCAAUGCAAAGUGCAGUCUUAAAAAUGCUGGUUUGUCACUAUUUGAGUCUCAAGUUAGCAGCAUGACUUAUGGGCUAUGUCUUCCUCAGUUCUGGGUUAGCAAGUGGAAUUGCAUUCCGUUUUUCCUUAGUAAUCUACUUGUGGCAGUGAAGGAUAUCAUCUAAAUUUAAUUUAGAUAUACAUUCUAAAAGUAUAUAGGUAUUUAUAUUUACUAGUAGUGUUGGUCUAUUGCCAAAAAUUGCUACAGUACUUAUAUGUUAAAGUGAUAUUGACUCUCAUAAUCACACUAUGUGAUAGAGAUUAAAUUCAAAUGAAUAAUGGAUAUGAAAUUACUAAAAUAUACUAGGGUUUUUUUCUAUCUAGUUAUGUAGAAGACAUUCUCCACUUUUAAUACUGUAAACAUGUAAAAGUUUAAACUUUAUAUUUUCUAAAAUGGUGUAACACUUACCAUCCAAGAAGAAAAAACGAAGACCACGGAAGGGAACUUGUAAAUUGACCUGAGAAGCAUAAAUCCCAGGAUUCUUAAUUAUACAAUUAAGGAUAACUUUGCCCCAGGAGUGUCAUUUCAUGUCCCAAGUACUGCCAAGGGAGUUCUCAGAUGAAUUUGACACCUCUUAACUUUGGGGGAGCGAAUUCUGAUGUCAGAAUAGCUCAACACAGAAAACAAUGGAAGGAUUAUGUCUGGUGAAAAAAACCCUCCUCCCUUUCACCUCCUUCUCAAACAGGAAACCAUAAACUGCUUACAACACUGGAAGAUACUCAAAAUGUGAGAUACUUGAUCUCCUUAAAUAAUUAACGGUGGGAGAAUUCCCUUUAAACUUAUUUUCACUGCUGGAAGUGUUGCUAAAUGGGGUUGCUCUCAAUGUUGCACCAAAAUGUGCAACUUUUACAAAUGGUAGGUUGUUGUUUUUUAACAUUUAAAGUUAUUGUUAAAAGUGACUUGAUUGUAAAUGGUGUGAACAUUUGGUGUGAGCAAAUGGUGGUCAGCUAAAUUGCUAUGCCCAGUUUCUAGUUCUAAAUAUCUUAACAACAGAAGGAGAAAAAACUUCCUUUUGAGACUCAAAAGCCAAUUGGGCUGAGAAAAGUGAUCUUCUCCCCACACCAGCAUGGCUGGUUGUUUACCUGACCUUUCAGCAUGAGGCAUCUCUCAUAGUCCUAUUUUGGCUCCUAAUCUGAUGUGCUUAGCUCUUGCUAAUAAGAGUUUUUAAAAAACGGUCAAUACUUGUUUUCUCUGGGUGAACAGUUAAAAACUUCGUGUUUUUAGUUUUAUUUCUUUCUCUUUUCUGGCCAAAGUGAUUACUAUUUGGUAACAGCAGGGUUGUCAAACUCUCAUCAUCACGUGACGUAUCGCAACUCCCCCCCCCCUUUUGCUAAACCGGGGUAUGGGCAUGGCCAGCACAUGAUACAUCCGGCCCGUGGGCCAUGAGUUUGACACCCCUGGGUAACAGCAAUGAUAUGCUGUCAGUGCACAUGGCACUUAAGAUUUUACCAGUAUUUAUUCUGCAAGAGAAGCAAGGGACUUCUUGUAACAUGUGAAUCCAGGAAACAUUGCUUCAUGGAAGUUUAGCAGGAAGUUUAGCUUAUUGCAUAUUUGUUCUAGUCCAAAAAUGAAUAUUUGACCAAGCCUUCAGUGCUUGUGAUGAAUAUAUAGUGUUUGUAUAUUCUCAUGCACACAAAAAUGUAGAUUUUACAGAUAGUUUUUUUAUGUGCAAAUUAUUUUCAAAAUCCAUAUCUCAUCAUUUACUGGCCAACGUGAUGGAUUCUUUUUUAAACUACCUAAUUUGAUGGAACCACGCUCAAGAAAGCCACAAAAACACUUGACGUGGACAGAUGGUGUCUUUAUAUUUCCUCUGAAGGUUGGAGAGAUGUUUAAUUUUAUAAAUGAUAAGGGGGUGCUCCUAAUAUUCUUUUUCUUUCUUUUUAUCAUCACUAUCAUAGUUACGAUUGUAUUACUAUUCAAUUGCUACCAGUAAUGCCCAUUAUUCUAUUAUCUUUAUAGAAUGUUCUAUACUUUUAUUAGAAUGUGUCAAUGUUUUUUUAAAUUUCUUAAGCCAGUUCUGCCCUAAGUAAAAUCUUCAAGAUUUCUUUUUCUGUUAAUUUCCAGCAUGUAAAACUCUUAAGUCUUUUUUACAAUGUGCUAGCUGUCUUUUGCUGGGCUGCUACUUUUCCUCUCCUUUGGAAGGAAAAACUUUCGUUCAGAUGCUGUACUCCUUUUGCAGAAUGCCAAGACACAAAUCUCUACAUCAGUUUCAAAGUUGCAGGUUUAUUGGCAAUUCUGCCAUGUUGAUACUUGGGCGGGGAAGACAAUAGAGAUGCCUGCAAUUUUACUAAGAUAGCUUGGAAAAGAGACUCUUGGACCUAAAAAUAUAUAUGCAAUCUACUAUUUGAUCAACUUCCAGUGAAAAGCUUUAGAUGUUAAUGUCAUUAAAAAAAACAGCUUUUGACAAUA